Molecule: messenger RNA, 1519 nt
Organism: Populus euphratica (Euphrates poplar)
Lineage: Eukaryota; Viridiplantae; Streptophyta; Magnoliopsida; Malpighiales; Salicaceae
Product: 1-aminocyclopropane-1-carboxylate oxidase homolog 1-like
Exons: 3
Coding region: 179-1258 (359 amino acids)
Source: RefSeq, a predicted model, not a curated record
CCUCCUCUUGCAUCAUUACAAGCAUCCCAUCUGCUUCUGCUCAUGCUCAAUUGUCCUGGUGGCUGUGCCUCUUCUCCAUCUAGUUAAACAAUCUCUAUUGUACCUGCUUUCACAAACAAGGAAAAAAAAAAAAACGAGAGGGAAAGAGAAAUGGCGACAUACCAAAUUCAAGCAGAAAAUGAUUGUGAUUAUGACAGGCAACGCGAGUUCAAGGCUUUUGAUGACACUAAAGGGGCUUGUGGAUGCUGGAGUGACGAAGAUUCCACGGAUGUUCAUCCACGAGCAAUGCGUCAAGCUUGAAGAUGCUCCUGCUUUUCAUGAACCCAACUUCAGCAUUCCAAUCAUCGACUUUGAAGGCUGGAAUGAAGACGAAAAUCGACGACGCAAUAUAAUUCAGAAACUUGGAAGUGCUUGCAAGAAGUGGGGUUUCUUUCAGAUGGUUAAUCAUGGAAUUCCAAGGAGCAUACAAGAGGAGGUAAUCGAUGGGAUACAUAGAUUUCACCAUCAGGAUGUUGAGGUAAAGAAGGAGUUCUAUUCUCGCGAUUACACCCGGAAAGUGCUAUACAAUUCCAAUUUUGAUCUGUACCAAGUACCUGCAGCUAGUUGGAGAGAUACUUUGACAUGUGUAAUGGCACCCAGUCCUCCAAAUCCUGAAGAAUUGCCUCCAGUAUGCAGGGAUAUACUCAUUGAUUACUCGAAAAGAAUAAUGACACUGGGGAACAGCCUAUUUGAAAUGUUAUCCGAAGCGCUGGGGCUCGAACCCAAUCAUCUCAAAGACAUUGGUUGUGCAGAGGGACUUUAUGUUCUGGGUCAUUGCUACCCAGCAUGUCCUGAACCGGAACUGACUAUGGGCACCACAAAACAUGCUGACAGUGGUUUCCUCACCUUGCUUCUACAAGAUCAGAUCGGUGGCCUCCAAGUUCUCCAUGAAAAUCAAUGGAUCAACGUGAGCCCCAUGCCAGGAGCUCUAGUGGUAAAUGUGGGAGAUUUGUUUCAGCUAAUCUCCAAUGACAAAUUUGUUAGCGCAACUCACAGAGUGGUAGCGAGAAAUGUCGGUCCGAGAACUUCAGUGGCAUGCCUUUUCAGGCAAAAUCUUUUGCCUGAGACCUUAAGGCUGUAUGGGCCGAUCAAGGAGUUACUUUCCGAAGAAAAUCCUCCAGUCUACAGGGAAACCACUGUGAAGGACUUUCUUGCACUCAAACACUUGAAUGGCAACGAUGGGGUCUCCAGAUUAAAACAUUUGAAGAUACGAAGUUAGUCUCUAAAAUGAGGGAAGAAUAUAAAAUAAUCUAUGGGAGUCGAGUAUCAUUAUAGAUCCGUCGUCCAAUAAUGAAUAAAAAUCCAUGGGCUUGAGAGUCUAUGAAUCUAGUUACGCUGCUGCCUCCUUAGCCCUGCAAAAUCUUAGAUGCUUGUUUGUAAGACCCAAUUGGUGGCCUCCAAUUGAGCGAAGCUAUAAUGAUAUUUGUCUUCCUACACUUGGAGAACUGAUAUUCUGGACGUUGAGUUUUCAACGUUGAUG